This is a messenger RNA of Sinocyclocheilus grahami, 3294 nucleotides long. RefSeq names its product nuclear factor erythroid 2-related factor 1-like. Gene Ontology annotation, biological process: regulation of transcription by RNA polymerase II. Gene Ontology annotation, molecular function: RNA polymerase II cis-regulatory region sequence-specific DNA binding; DNA-binding transcription factor activity, RNA polymerase II-specific. The transcript is spliced from 5 exons. Bases 485 to 2659 code for a protein of 724 amino acids. Lineage: Eukaryota; Metazoa; Chordata; Actinopteri; Cypriniformes; Cyprinidae. The record is from RefSeq and is a predicted model, not a curated record. Gene Ontology annotation, cellular component: nucleus.
UCAGCACCUCAGUUUCGGCCAAGUUGUCGGCAAGAGGAAAUUCUGCGAGUCAUGGUGGGCCAUUCAACGCGAGGGGAGUGAUAACCAUAUAGAGAUCUAAGGGAAUAAGUGCGUAGUUAGUUAGACGUGACUGAUGACAGUGGCUGUGUAUGCAUAUAGAGGCAUUCGGAGUCAUUUGUCAGUAAACUCUUCCUGAGCUUGGUGAACUUUGAUAAUGCAUGCUUACAAAUAUUAAAGCUGGAUAUAAUUUGGGUGAAAAAAGACAACAAAAGAGGAUUUAUCUUCACCUUUAGUUCUGUUUUAUUAGAAGCACAUGACUGAAACAAAGCGAGCAUCCUUUUAUCUUGUGUCUGCUUUUGAUUUUCUAUUGUAUACAAGGCUGACCAUAACCUUAAUUGGGUUUGACAUUUGUUUGUGUGUAAUUUUUUGUUUUUGCUUUUUAGUUCCUUUUUGAGUUUUUUCUUUUUUGUUCCUUUGCAAAGAAAUGCUUUACUUGAAAAAGUACUUCACAGAGGGUCUUAUUCAGUUCACUAUCCUCCUGAGUCUAAUUGGGGUACGGCUGGACUUGGACACUUAUUUAAACAAUCAGCUCCCCCCACUCCGUGAGAUCAUCCUGGGCCCCAGCUCGGCCUACACCCAGACGCAGUUCCACAAUCUCCGUAACACCCUGGACGGCUAUGGCAUCCAUCCUAAAAGUGUGGACCUGGACCAUUUUUUCACCACUCGUCGGCUUCUGAACCAGGUGCGCUCCCUGGAUCAUCUGCGUGUGCCCAGCACUGAGCUGAGUGCCUGGCUGGUGCAUCGUGACCCUGAGACUGUGGUUUCGGCAACCAGUCAGUCCGGCCCCAGCAUUGCCCUGGACAAUGGGGGCAGCCUGGAGGACGUGAACAACUCCGAAGCCUCGGCCAUGAGAGGGGCUGGUGGUGCUUCUGAGACCACUUACAGCCUCAGCGGAGAGGACAGCCUGGGAGCCGUGGCCCCUGAGGACAGUCAAGAGCAAGGGGAGAGAGAGAGCAGUGACGACCUCUCCAAAGAGCUUACCAGUCUUGGUGCUCAGACUUCAUUAUCCCUGCAGGAAUGUCUGAGGCUUCUGGAGGCCACCUUUCCAUUUGGAGAAGAGCCAGAGUUCCAAGCCACUGGAUCCACCUCACAGCUUAGAGCUCCAACUGAGGAAACGCCAUCAACAUCACAAGGGAUCCCCCUACAAGCCCCUCUGUCACAGUCUGACACACCACUAGACCUGGAGCAGCAGUGGCAGGACAUAAUGUCCAUAAUGGAACUGCAGGACAUGGAGGUGAACAAUACUGCAGUAAAUGUCUCCAUGAAUAAUGACCCCAAUAACAACAACGCCAGCACCACCGACUCAGCCACAAUAGGAAGUUUUGGACUUCCACGGUCCACUCUCAUUAACCAGGAUGUUAGUCUCCACCAGGCUUCACUUCCCAGCUGCAGCCAGGACUUUCCCCCAUUGUUCAACCCCGAGUUGGAUUCCAUUGGGGUACAGCGGCCUACCUUAGUCAGGCUCUCUUCUAGCAACUCCUCCAACAUCAAUUCAACAUUUGGAGCUACUAACUUGACCGGUCUCUUUCUCUCACCACCUCUAAACAGUACAACUAAUCUAACCACCACUCCGGUGGUGCCAGAUCCAUUUUCCAGCCUGCUGGAAGAGUCUAUGCUGGAUGAAAUUAGCCUGCUAGACCUUGCAAUGGAAGAGGGUUUCAGCCAAGACCAGGCUUCUCAGCUCGAGGAUGAGCUUGAUUCAGACUCAGGUCUUUCACUGGACUCCAGCCAUAGCCCAGCCUCUCCUAGCAACUCGGAGACAUCCUGCUCGUCAGCCGCAUCGUCUUCAUCCACCUCGGCUACAUUCUCAGAGGAAGGAGCUGUUGGAUACAGCACCGAUUCAGAGGCGGCCACAGCAGAAGCAGAGGAAGGAGCUAUCGGGGGCUACCAACCGGAGUAUAGCAAGCUGUGCCGCAUGGGCUACCAAGAUCCCUCUCAGUUCCAUGGCAUACCACAGUUGGAAAGUGUCAAUCACAACCACACCUACAAUCUACCACUGGCAUCAUCCUACUCUGAGCGCUCUCAACUGUCCACAUCCUGCAGCAAGAAAGGCAGAGACAAGCAAAUACAGCAGACAAAGCUCCAGCCACCACAAGACUGUGUUGACAGGCAGUCUAGCCGUGAUGAUCGUAGGGCGAGGGCCAUGGACAUCCCAUUCUCCAAUGACAAGAUCAUUAACCUCCCUGUCGAGGAGUUCAAUGAGCUUCUGGCCAAGCACCAUCUCAAUGAGGACCAGCUUUCACUCAUUCGCGACAUCCGCCGACGUGGAAAGAACAAAAUGGCGGCACAAAACUGCCGUAAACGCAAAUUAGACACCAUCCUCAAACUCGAGGAGGGCGUGCAAGACCUGCAACGCGAAAAGGCUCAGCUGCUGAAGGAGAAGAUGGAAUACUGUAAGUGCAUCAGACAGACGAAGCAGAAAGUUCAGAGCCUUUCCCAGGAAUUGUUCGCACAGCUGCGGGACGAGGAAGGCAGACCCUACUCGGCCAGCGAGUACUUUCUGCAGUACGGCCCUGAUGGCGUUCUCCUCAUGCCUCUUAACAUGACCACAGAACAAAGCAACAAGCCUGACAAGAAGCAGAAGGACAAAAAGAAGUGAGGAACUCAAAGUGUUGCCCUUUUAUUUUUCGCAAAGGCACUACCAUACAAAGUAUUUCGAAAGGCAAAGGAAGCCUUUUUCUUUGAAACAAUUCUAGCGAGGAGAAGAAAAUUGCAUCAUUGAUUACUCCUCCUGCAUUGGGUUUUCUUUGUUCCUUUUUGGUUCAGAAGUUUUCUCCUGAAAGCGGCAUUAAAGCAGACGUGCUGUGUGUAGUACUGAUUUCUCAUUGAUGUACAGAAAGAUACGAGCGAACACUGUCAAGAACGUGAGGUCAUGAAGGACACCAACAAAAUGUUCUUAAUUAAAAGAACUAUUCAGGAAUGCUCCCAAAAAUGUAGUCGAUGACAAUAAUACACCAUACUAAGAUGACGUUGGCCAUGAGGAUGCAAAAAUUUACAUUUUCAGCAUUAGCCCAUGCUGUGUGUUUGUGCGUACCCUGGGAUUUCAUUGGUGGGUGGGGAAGAUCCAACUGAGAGCUGGUAAAAUAAAAAGAGUACUGAACGCUAGAAGUGAAGCCAAAAGAAAACAUAGGCAUGCCAAUACUAACCAAAGGUUGUGUUGUGCCGUUGUGUUGUUCCCAUAACGAAUCAUACAGGUCACUCCGUGGAUCCAAAUUCACGUUUUCACUUAAAAAA